Molecule: messenger RNA, 486 nt
Organism: Papilio polytes (common Mormon)
Lineage: Eukaryota; Metazoa; Arthropoda; Insecta; Lepidoptera; Papilionidae
Gene: Snx27
Product: sorting nexin-27
Exons: 4
Coding region: 28-486 (152 amino acids)
Biological process (GO): intracellular protein transport
Cellular component (GO): early endosome
Molecular function (GO): phosphatidylinositol binding; protein binding
Source: RefSeq, a predicted model, not a curated record
UCUGUCAUCUGGUCAAAACUGUCCAAAAUGGCUGAGACAGAGACCGAUAAUAACAGUAUUGAUAGAAAUAACAAGGGCCCAAUUGAAAGCAAUGGGCCCCGUCGAGUUACGAUAUAUAAAACUGAAACUGGUUUCGGUUUUAACGUGCGCGGUCAGGUUUCGGAAGGUGGGCAGCUAAGAUCCAUCAAUGGUGAAUUAUAUGCGCCUCUGCAGCAUGUCAGCGCUGUCCUGGAGCAAGGAGCGGCUGAGCUGGCUGGCAUCAGGAAAGGAGAUCGGAUACUGGAAGUUAAUGGCGUGAACGUAGAGGGCGCUACUCACAAGCAAGUGGUGGACCUGAUCAAAUCCGGAGGCGAAUGUUUAUCUCUUACUGUAAUAUCUGUCACACCAAAGGAGGCAGAGCGUCUAGAGCCGGGUGAUGAAUCCGCACCCAUAGGUGUGAUCGGGGGCGCGACCAACUCCCGAUCAGCUAUAUCUACUAUGAUAUAG